GCGCGCCCUUUAGAAGGCAUUUUGUUAUUAAAUUUGGAGAGCGUAAGUUACAGAGAAAUUCUUUGCAAGUUCAAUGGCGGUUCGGAGCUCAUCUUCGAGCGACACACAAGCUUCAAGCUACAAAGCUCACGAUCAGUUCUUUGUAUGGAGGGAGUUUGUAUGGGGAGCUAUUGCUGGGGCUUUUGGAGAAGGAAUGAUGCAUCCAAUUGACACCAUAAAGACACGGAUUCAAAGUCAAGCUAUUCUAAGUGGAAGUCAGAACCAAAAGAGCGUCCUACAAAUGGUAAGAACCGUCUGGGUUGCUGAUGGAUUAAAAGGCUUUUAUAGAGGUAUAGCUCCUGGAAUUACUGGGUCUCUUGCAACUGGAGCAACAUAUUUCGGUGUCAUAGAGUCUACCAAAAAGUGGAUUGAAGACUCGCAUCCAGGCCUUGGUGGCUACUGGUCACAUUUCAUUGCUGGAGCUCUUGGGGAUACACUUGGUUCUGUUGUUUAUGUUCCUUGUGAGGUGAUGAAGCAACGCAUGCAGGUUCAAGGCACAAGGGCAUCUUGGGGCUCUGUGAAGCCUGGUAUGCAAAUGUAUGGUUACUAUACAGGAAUGUUCCAGGCUGGCUGUUCAAUAUGGAAGGAACAGGGUCCAAAAGGACUAUAUGCAGGUUACUGGUCUACACUCGCAAGGGAUGUGCCUUUUGCUGGUCUAAUGGUUAUGUUUUAUGAAGCCAUGAAAAAUGUCACAGAAUAUGGGAAGCAAAAAUGGAUACCCAAUACGAAUUACCAAGUUAAUAGUUCUAUGGAGGGAUUUCUAUUAGGAGGGCUAGCUGGUGGUUUUAGUGCAUAUCUCACUACUCCCUUGGAUGUCAUCAAAACAAGAUUGCAAGUACAGGGAUCGACUACCAGGUACAAUGGCUGGUUUGAUGCAAUUCGUAAUGUGUGGAUGGCUGAAGGCACAAAUGGAAUGUUCAAGGGUAGUGUCCCCAGGAUUGCAUGGUAUAUUCCAGCUUCUGCUCUAACGUUCAUGGCUGUGGAAUUCCUCAGAGAGCACUUUAAUGAUGGGCUAAACAAUGGUAAGGUGCCAGGAGUUGCCAGCUUAUCCGUAGACAAAAAGGGAUCUUCUUUACAAGAAGUGGUUUAGAAACCCAUUGAAUCACAAAAUUUUCCUAUUAUGUUUGUUUUGAAGAUGGGAAUGUUGUAUCAUAUCAAUUUUACAGGUUUAGUGGACAUAGUCAAUUGAAUUUCUCUAGUUACUUUAUAUACUUGGAUACUUGCCGUCAUAGUUUGAUUGUUUCUAGUUUUGCAGAUUUUUUGAAUUUUAGUUCUUUUUCGUCUGAUUAGGGGUUCUCUUUGUAUACUCACAAUGUAGUGUGUACUAGGGUUGCACUCAUUUAGGCUUA
This is a messenger RNA of Corylus avellana, 1388 nucleotides long. Its product is annotated as Mitochondrial substrate carrier family protein. The record is from RefSeq and is a predicted model, not a curated record. Lineage: Eukaryota; Viridiplantae; Streptophyta; Magnoliopsida; Fagales; Betulaceae.